Messenger RNA from Rhincodon typus (whale shark), 3742 nucleotides. RefSeq names its product ataxin-7-like protein 1. Lineage: Eukaryota; Metazoa; Chordata; Chondrichthyes; Orectolobiformes; Rhincodontidae. The record is from RefSeq and is a predicted model, not a curated record.
AUGGCGGCUCGGGAGCGCGCGGAGAUGAUGGCGGCCUCGGAGCGCAGGCUCCCGAGUCCCGAGGCGUUCGUGGGCCAGUCUUGGAGCAGCUGGAUCGAGCGGGCGGAAGCGCUGCGGCUGUCGGACGAAUCGGAGGACAGUGGCAAAGAUGUGAGAAAGAAGAUUGAAACAAUGAGGCUCAUUAGAGAAGAUAUGCCGAUCUUUGGUCAUUGUCCAGCCCAUGAUGAGUUCUUCCUUGUGGUGUGUAACCAAUGUGGACAGGUAGUUAAACCUCAGGCAUUCCAGAUGCACUGUGAGAGAAGACAUGGGUCUCUGAACAAACUGUCAGCACGAAGACCUCCUGCCUUGAAUUCCCCAAACUCUAUUGUCCUGCAGAAAUCGCGAUAUAACAGUGUCCAAACUACUGUGACCGCUAACCAUGGCACCAGUUCCUCCAAAGAGAAGCUACAGAGCCCUGGUAGCAAGGUGCUACAGUUAGACGUGCCUUCAAAGGGACCAAAAGAAAAUCUCUGCUUGUUUGUUCCUGUGGUGAACCUGGAAAAGAUCCCGACUCUCAGAAAGACAGACAGCUCCUGCAUCAAGCUGAGCUCCAAGCUCCCAGCUGUUUCCUUGUCCCCACCCGAUCCCACUUUGGCUCCCAGUAAACCCAGUCCGGUCCCCGUCCUUGAUUCUGCAACAAAGGCGAUGGCAGCGAGCACAGUCCUGAAGGUGGCCGAUUCUCUACAGCCAUCUGCGGUAAUUCAGAACGGUAAAGGGCAGCGGUCUCCCGUGCUGGAGGAGCCAACACUCAGUAACAGGAAAAACAGCCAUAAAAUCCACCGAAGAAUUGUAGAGAAAGAAAGUGACCUCAAUAAGCACUGCAGCGUCAUGGACCCAAACACCAAGAAACACUGCACACGUUCAUUAACUUGUAAGACGCACUCGUUGACACAGAGGAGGAGUGUGCCGGGACGCCGACUUGCCUUUGAUGAGUUGCUGGCAGAACAUCGGGCAAGUUUGAAGAACAAGGAGACUGGUAAAGAGAGAAAGCUACAGGUUAAGGAGACAGCGCCAGUCUCUCCAGGGCAGGAGGCCACUCUGGGUUCGGCGAUGUUGGGGAUCGCUCCAAACCGGCCAAAGAUUUCCGGUUGCUCUGGUUCAAGAGCUUCUUUACAAAGUGAGCUGACUGAAGAUGAGAGACCCCAUUCUGAUCCUGUGCCACAUCCUGAGCUCCCCUACCCUUUGUUCAGGUUUGAGAUAAACAGCCGGCUAUCGAGCGAGGAGAGUGAUGGAGAAAUGACAGAAGAGUCUGAGAAGCUGGAUUGUCACUAUUCACGCUUUCAUCCAAAGCCUCUGGCAUUCUGCACUUUCGGAAGCCGGAUGAUCAGUCGGGGUUGUUACGUCUUCAACAGGCGCUUUGAUCGUUUCCGUGUGGCCCUGAAUUCCAUGGUGGAAAAGCACCUCAAUUCUCAGAUGUGGAGAAAGAUUCCUCCAGCCACGGAUCCACAGAGAACGCCACUUGCUGCCCCACCUCCGGCCCCCUCGGCAUUUUCUCUCCCAUCUAUUUCAUCUGUUUCGGGAUCUUUGCCCGCCUCAGCUUCUUCCAUGGGCAUGGAACUGAAAGCAGCAUCCUUGCCUGCCAGCCUCACUGGAGCUCGAGCCCCUCCAGAGCCACCUUCUGCCUGCUGCCGCUCACUCCCUCCACUGACCCUUCCAGCUCGCAUCCCCUCUCCCUCUUCCAGUAGAACACCCUGGGCCAAGAGCACCCGGGCACCUGGGUUUCACCUGGAGCCCCGUUCCACUGGCGAGACAUCUCCGGGCAAACGCAAGAAAUCGGGGGCUGCUACCUGUAACCCGCCCCCUCCCUCGGAUAACCCCCUCAAAAGAAACUGCGUGUUGAGUCUGGAUAGGAUAAGUGCUCCUCCCCCUGGUGGGGCAGCCUCACACCCCCCUCACUCAAAUACCUCUUCGCACAGGGUGAGCAACGGACUGAGCGCCAAUGGGCCCAAAGCAGGACGCGCAGGAUCGACCGCAAUUCUGGGCCUUUCAGGGAACUCCCUUAAAGGGAACAGCAGGACAGUGGAACACUUUGAUCCCAAAAAGGAGGUCCACCUAAGUGAGGCAAGGCGGCUAGGAGGUCACAACCCAACGUCCCCCCUACCGACCCCCACCUCCCCGGCACAGACCGAGGGCAGGAAACGGAAGAAUGCAGCCUCCUGCUCGAAACCCACAAAAAUAGCCAAGGCCCCUGAUGUCGGCGGUGCUCAGAGGAAGAGAGAGGAGAGCCUGGCAACGACGCAACCUCACAGCAACUCUCACCCACACAAGGCAAAAGUGCGGCCCUGAGAACAAGUUGGUCUUAGUUUCACGGUGAUUUGGAACCCGGAGAUUUCCGUCCAUCAGUCGCCACUUCCAGACCUUCACUCUCACAAACUGGACACAGUCCAGGAUGUCGGGACCCGCGCGGUGCCACAGGCUGUUUAUGCACAAAUCAAAGCAGGCACUCGCACUAGUCGCCUUAUUCGGUAUGAACUGUUUUGUCGACCUUUGUGUCUGUAGCAGGAGUCACUGCACCUUGUCGUCCAUUUGUUUUGUUUGUUCUCUGCUCCUGAUCUCUCCACUCUGAGGUUACGCCUUCGUGUUUGCUUGACACGGCAUCCUUGCUCUGCACCAGUGGGAAGGGGAGCAGUUUACAAAUGCUUACCAAAUCGCCGGUGAGAUGCACGUCAAGUGAUUUGGCCUCCAGAGCAGUGGAGAGUGAAGGGAAGUGUUCCCACCGCAUCUUCAGUCUGGGUGCCCAGCAGCGGGCCCAGAUCUCCUCAUGGCAUGUGCCUUCUCCCUCUCCCCUCCAGCACCUACCCCCCAUAUUCUCCUAAAGGCACUGACCCACAUCAGGGGUUGAUCACAUAGGUGCUGGACACCUAUUGGGUACCUUCUCCUGGGAGCCACUCCUCUCAAGUGACUCCUAAGUGCUUAACCAUCAUGGUCAAAAGCAAGAGCCAACCCUGUACCCAGUCCAGCAGUGUAUCGCUCUUGCUCCUGUAGUGCCCACAUUGGGCACUGCCCAUUCCCCACAUUGAGCAGCCUGGGAGAGGGGUGAAGGUUAAGGGAGAAGGACAAUGUCUGUCACUGACUUGACGUUCUUACUGAAUUGGAAAAACCUGAAUGUGUCAACCACAAACCCAAGAGUCAGGAGAAAGAUGACACACAGGAUCUGGAGAUGAACGGGCUGCUUUUCUUUCCCCAUUUCUUGACAUGUUAUACAUUGAAGAAGCCAUGGUGUCAUGAUUUCCCAGAAUGCAAGUCUGCCAAGGAAGAUUCCUUUUCAAAAAUCUCCUCUUGCAUGUACAAUCCUGACAGACUGCGAUAGGAUCCUUGCAAGGCAAAGAAUGGUUUGAUCUCUGGUAACUAUAAUAAUUUUUGCUGUUGAAGCCUGGUUGCAAAUAAUACCUUGGCUAACUGCUGCUUGGUGAUGGUGUCACCGUCAGUGACCCUGGAAUUGCGUUAAUUCUAGAAGCAUUUUAUUAACUACCUGCCCCUUCACUGCAGCUGAAGUCAUCUGAAAGUUCUAGCUCUGUCAUACAAACUGCCCGCCUGCUACUGGGUGACAUUGCCCACAUGCAUUUUGUUAAAGUGCAUUACCUAAGAUUGUACAUUGGCUCUUUGAGGUAUUUUUCGUUAUUCAUUCACGGGAUGUCGGUAUUACUGGCUAGGCCACCAUUUGAUGCCCGUUCCUAAUUGCACAAAAGACAGUUAAGAAUCA